GUCGAUCCCAAAGUUGCCCUUCCUCUACGCUCUCUCGUCCCGCAUUUAAUCGUAUAAUAUCUCUUAUUUUGCUUGGUCUUCGUCACUGGCGAUGUCGGCUGGUGUCCGCGUCCGCAGAGCGACAUCACCGCCUCCAAGUCUCAUUUCCACUGCGCCAAGAUUCCCCAACCUCAAGCACGACCACUUGGACGCAGAUGAACGGAGAGCGGCAGCCUCUCGGGGAUAUGGGCCUGGCCGCAAGGGUCAGGGACACGGGCACGCCCCUGGAGGAGUGAACCUCGCGCCGGCUGAAUGGAAGUUGCUUGGUGUCGUUGUGCUCAUUGCCUUCGGGGUUCGCCUGUUUCGCAUAUCUCAGCCGGACAGUGUCGUUUUCGACGAAGUUCACUUUGGCAAGUUCGCGUCAAGAUAUAUCCAUUCAUCUUAUUUCGUAGAUGUGCACCCACCGCUUGCCAAGCUGUUGAUAACCCUUGCGGGAUUCAUAUUCGGUUAUGACGGCAAUUUUGAUUUCAAGGACAUCGCAAAACCAUAUGAAAAUGUGCCGUAUGUCGCGAUGCGCCUUCUUCCCGCUUUGCUCGGUAUCUUCACGGUCCCACUAUCGUACCUGACACUUCGUGCCCUCGAUUGCCGGGCGACAACCGCACUUCUGGGUUCACUCUUCAUUACCUUCGAAAAUGGCAUGAUCACGCAGUCACGACACAUCCUCCUUGAUUCUCCCCUCAUCUUCUUCACCGCCCUGACUGUGUUCUUUUGGGUCGGCUUCUGCAACGAAGAUAAACGCGAGCCCUUCACCGAGAGUUGGUGGGUCUGGCUCGGUCUAACGGGUCUUUCACUGGGCGCCGUUGUUAGCUGCAAAUGGGUCGGUCUCUUCACCAUUGCCACAAUCGGUCUCGGAACGAUUAAGCAACUGUGGGAUCUACUUGGCGACCUGCGUGUCUCUCCGAGACUCUGGAUACGGCACUUCAUAGCUAGGGCCCUCUGUCUUAUUGCCUUGCCCAUUCUCUUCUACAUGUCGAUGUUCUGGAUCCACUUCGCUAUCUUGUCUAACUCUGGAGAAGGCGAUGGUUUCAUGAGCUCUGAGUUCCAACAUACGCUGCGCGGACGUGGGAUGCAGGACACCUAUGCCGAUGUGGCGUUUGGAUCUCAGGUCAGCCUUCGCCAUGUCAACACCCAGGGAGGUUAUCUGCACUCGCAUGCUCAUAAUUACCCCGGCGGAAGUCAGCAACAACAGAUCACUUUAUACCCACACCGUGACUCCAACAAUGACUGGCGCAUCGUCAAUGGCACCGAACAAGGAAACCCCUAUGCUGACUGGGAUGUUGAUCCUAUCCAAUAUGUUACCAUCGGAAGUCGCAUCAAGUUGCGCCACCUUACUACUGAGAAGUCCCUACACUCACACGACUACCGGCCACCGGUCUCGGAUGUCGACUUCCAGCAGGAAGUUUCUGGCUACGGCAUGCCUGGCUUUGUGGGUGACGCCAACGACGACUGGAUUGUUGAAAUUGUCAAAGGCGAUCCUAAGGAUCCCGAGUCCUGGAAACGGGUCAAGACGCUGAAAACUCAUUUCAGGCUGAGACAUGCUUUGACUGGAUGUCAUCUUUUCUCGCACAAGGUCAAGCUGCCAGACUGGGCAUACGAGCAACAGGAAGUCACCUGCAAUAAGAACGCUGUGAUGGCCAACUCGCUGUGGUACGUUGAGACCGCCGAGCAUCCUAACUUCCCAGAAGAUGCGCCGAAAGUCAACUACCGUAAGCCAGGCUUCCUUAAGAAGUUUCUCGAGCUACAGCAAGUUAUGUGGACCACAAACGCCGGUCUCACCGACCGGCAUACGUUCGACUCGAGGCCUGACUCCUGGCCUCGCCAGCGUCGCGGCAUUAACUUCUGGGUCAGGAAUAACCGCCAGAUCUACUUGUUGGGCAACCCCAUGAUUUGGUGGCUUAGUACUGCAUCGGUAUUCAGCUACAUCGCAGUUCGAGGCUUCUUGAUUCUGCGCGCGAAACGCGGAUGCCGUGACUUUGAAAACACAAAGGUGGUCAAAUACGACUCGCUCUGCGGCUUCUUAUUCCUCGGCUGGACACUGCACUACCUCCCAUUCUACCUGAUGGCACGCCAGUUGUUUUUGCACCAUUAUUUCCCCGCAUUGUACUUCGCGAUUUUGCUCGCGUGUGGCGUUUUUGACCUUGUCACUUCGACGCUCCGUCCACGCAUCCGCCUACAGAUCGCCGCUGUGCUGUUGAUCGUCGCGAUCUGGAACUAUGUUUACCUCAGCCCGAUCGUCUAUGGCAACCCAUGGACGAAAGCGAAGUGCAGGAGCGCACAGUGGCUCAAGACCUGGGACUUCUCUUGCAAUGAUUUCUUGGACUCCUAUUCACAAUAUAACACCAUCGGCGCCGCCACGCCUGCGCCGUCCACUGCGAUUCCCUCUGUGGGCGGACGAGGUGCUGUACAAGAUAUCCUCAACAACCACGUUGCUGCCGAGGUCGACACGACCGUCGUCGACUUCGGACAGGCCGAACCCGGGCGUGACAUCUUUGACAAGAAGGUCGAUGCGAAAAGCGAGGCGCAUACGGUGGCACUCGAGGAGUCGAAGGGUGAGGUUACAGCUGCCGAGCCAGAAAUGGACAGCCAGGAGGAUGAGGAGCCGAAGAGCGAGACUGCAGCUGCUGAACCGGAGAUGGGUAGCCAGGAGGACGAGGCAGAGCGGGCAAGGAAGGAGCUCUUCCCGGAUGAGGAUCGGGCAUGAACUCGGUACGAACGUGUAUGCGUCAAGAGAUUCCAUCGUAAUACUGUAUCGUGCCACUGCUCUUCACUAUCUAUUUAGGACUGUCGGACUCAGGGACUCGGAAACGCGGCUUGAUUGUGUUCAAU
Molecule: messenger RNA, 2865 nt
Organism: Phanerochaete carnosa HHB-10118-sp
Lineage: Eukaryota; Fungi; Basidiomycota; Agaricomycetes; Polyporales; Phanerochaetaceae
Product: glycosyltransferase family 39 protein
Exons: 10
Coding region: 92-2740 (882 amino acids)
Biological process (GO): protein O-linked glycosylation via mannose
Cellular component (GO): endoplasmic reticulum; membrane
Molecular function (GO): dolichyl-phosphate-mannose-protein mannosyltransferase activity
Source: RefSeq, a predicted model, not a curated record